Molecule: messenger RNA, 1983 nt
Organism: Penicillium daleae
Lineage: Eukaryota; Fungi; Ascomycota; Eurotiomycetes; Eurotiales; Aspergillaceae
Product: Tetratricopeptide-like helical
Exons: 4
Coding region: 1-1983 (660 amino acids)
Biological process (GO): peptidyl-serine phosphorylation; protein autophosphorylation; autophagy
Cellular component (GO): cytoplasm; autophagosome
Molecular function (GO): ATP binding; protein binding; protein serine/threonine kinase activity
Source: RefSeq, a predicted model, not a curated record
AUGGCGCGAGUCUCAGACUUGAUUCUUGAUUCAAAGCUCGGCGCUAAUUUCCUCCCAGACUGUACAGUUCACACCUUUCAAGAAUCCGACCCGAAUUCCCGGCAACGUCUCGUAACCCGAACGGAGCACUGGCGCCGACAAAGGAAGAUCGGUGGUGGGGGGUUCGGUACCGUCUGGCUAGAGACAUGUACUCGGGGGUCGCGGACGGGUCCUGCUGCUGUGCGUGCAGUCAAGCAGAUUGAUCUGGACUCGCGGCUCGGCAAGAUUGAUUAUAAUCGUGAGCUGGAGGCUAUUGCCAAGUUCUCGCAUGCUCGUUACAAACGAUGCUUUGUCAAGUCCUUUGGUUGGUACGAGGGACCUAGCCAGCUCUUCAUAGCAAUGGAAUAUCUCGAAAUCGGCGAUCUGUUUACCUAUCUUCAUCAAACCCCUCCCCUUCCAGAGACCGAGGCGAAGGAUAUUGCAUACCAGAUUCUAGAUGGUCUCGGUAUGAUGCAUCAAAACAGUUUUGCGCAUCGAGAUCUAAAACCGCAAAACAUCCUCAUCAAAUCACAUUCUCCACACGAGAGGUGGAUCAAGCUCGCAGACUUCGGUAUCACCAAACGCAUCGAGGAAGGCCGCGGACAAUCAACAACGAUAAAGGGUACCCCGAGAUACUUUGCCCCUGAGGUCUGGGGAUUCGUCAAGCGAGAUACUGCAUAUGCCACAGAUAUCUGGGCUCUAGGAGAGAUCAUUUUUGAAAUCCUUACAAAGAGACCUACAUUUGCCAAUCUCGGAUCGCUCGCGGGCUAUAAACGUCCGGAGCAGUUUCCAAUCAAUCUACUUACCGAUGCCAAUGUGAGCCGCGAAGGCAUUGACUUUGUGAUUUCGCUUAUGCAUCCUGAUCCUAAGGAUCGGAUAACGGCGGUAUCAGCUUUGUCGGACAUAUGGAUAAAUUCGCUGGUAGCCGGUUCAUCCUCUGCGUUUACGGAACGACAGAAAAACAAGCCCCAAUUUUCUCAAUCCCCUUCCGUUGCAGAGUCGACUGAGGACUUUGCGUCAUGGAACACACGGUAUUCUUCGGAUGAGGAGAGGACUGCUGUUAUCACUCCCCCUUCUUCGAUACCACAAGAUGCGAUAGAAGCCACCCAAAAACCGACCGCGAAUCCCAGCCCUGCAAAACUCAAGGAGCAAUUUGAAAUGGCUCGCACCCUUUGUGAGAACGAUCAGUUCCAAGAAGCAGAGACCAUGUUUCGCCAAAUUCAUGCAAUGCAAGAGAAAGUGCUUGGACAAUAUCAUCUAAACACACUCGGAUCUUUGUACUGGAUUGGUCAGUGUCUUUAUCGUCAGCAGCGGUACGACGACGGAGAGGCCGUAGCUCGGCAAGUUUUGCAAAAGACGGAGAAAGCGCGAGGCCCAAAGAGUCUCCCGAUGGUAGAGGCUCUGAGCUUGCUUGGUAGAUGUCUCUAUUUUCAGCGUCGGUACAACGAAACAGAGUCUCUCUAUCGACGAGCUCAUUCGGAGAUCGAGAAAGAGUUUGGUCCCGAUCACGAAGAGACACCGAUUCUUCUGGCGUGGAUUGGUAAAGCACUCUAUCACCAGUAUCUGUUCAGCGAGGCAGAGACUCUAUUUCGCCAAGCUGUUCAGAGGGGAAAGAAAAUACUAGAUUCUGGGGAUCCCCUAAACUUGGACACGCCAUUCUUUCUUGGCCAAUCUGUUUAUCGUCAGCGUCGCUAUAAAGAGGCCGAGACUAUCUUUGGCCAAAUUAUGCUGAGGCUGCAGGAUGUGCUUGGCCCCGAUCACGAAGAGACUUUGGACAAUAUGCAGUGGCUUGGUAAGUCACUCUAUCAUCAGCGUCGGUAUGGCGAGGCAGAUAUAAUCUUUCAGGAAACUCUCGAGCGACAAGAGAGGGUUCUGGGCAAGGAUCAUGAGAAGACCUGUCAAACAAGGAAUCUUGCAGAGAAAGCCCAUCGAAAGGUAAUGGGUCUUGCUGAGGGUCGUCCUUAG